Messenger RNA from Theileria equi strain WA, 889 nucleotides. RefSeq names its product signal peptide-containing protein. The record is from RefSeq and is a predicted model, not a curated record. The coding region runs from base 17 to 889 and encodes 290 amino acids. The transcript has a single exon. Lineage: Eukaryota; Apicomplexa; Aconoidasida; Piroplasmida; Theileriidae.
GGCCGCCAGAACCAAAAUGGAGGCCCGUUUGGCGCUUUUGUUCCUUUCGCUCCUCGGUGUGGCAGUUUGCGAGGAUUUCAUGGAAAAUGCAGUGGCUGGAAACGCUCCAGCAGUUUCUUCAGCGGGUCUUGUCCUUGACAUUGAGAACCCGAACUUAAAUGCAGUCGAUUUGUUCAAAGGCGCUCUGGGAUACCUCGGCUACCAGAGGUACACAUCAAAGGAUGGCCGCGCGUUCGUCGAGGUGCUCGCAGACGAUGCCCAAAUCUGGAGCGCCGGCAAAGACACGUCCGAGGCCACAGUCGUACAUGUGUACCUCAAGGGGGAAGACCCGAGGCUCAUGUACCUGGUCUCUAGGUGGGACACCGUCUCCAAGUACGAGUGCUUCGCCAGGGAAGGCAGGGAAUGGAUGAACAUUACGCAGUCGGAUUUUAAUGAGAGACUUGAUGCCCUCAUUGAUGCUGCGGAGGAUGAAGUUGAGGGGUACAUUGUGGACAUUACAAAUCCGCCAAAGAAGGCUCUGGAGAUCAUGGAGCCCUCCGAACAGGAGCCAUUCUUGGUCAUUAAACCUCUCCCAGGAACCAAGAUCGUGGAGCUCGUCCAAGGGGAAGAUGAUAUCUGGAUUGGAGAAGGCGAGCUGUGCACUGCCGCCUCGUUUUUCGUCAAGAAUAAAAAGCCAGUGCUGGCCCAGCUAACCCUCGAGAGACCAGACAACGAGACCGAGACGCUCUACUUUGAAAGGAGGAUCUUUGGGUGGUACGAAAUGACCCCCAAACUCUUUGAAUUCAAGGUAGAAAGAUUUAAACUAGCCGUAAAGGAGGAUGACGACGGAUUCAUGACCGCCGCCGUAUACACUGCAGUCCUUGCAGUGGUCUCUUUCACACUAUUCUAG